Messenger RNA from Volvox carteri f. nagariensis, 2169 nucleotides. RefSeq lists its product as uncharacterized. The coding region runs from base 263 to 1609 and encodes 448 amino acids. The record is from RefSeq and is a predicted model, not a curated record. Gene Ontology annotation, molecular function: fructose-bisphosphate aldolase activity. Gene Ontology annotation, biological process: glycolytic process. The transcript is spliced from 6 exons. NCBI's taxonomy places the organism in Eukaryota, Viridiplantae, Chlorophyta, Chlorophyceae, Chlamydomonadales, Volvocaceae.
CUAAUUGUGGCCCUUACAAGCCUCCAUCUCAGCGCAGAUUCGUGUGGGGCAAGGAUCGUUAUGAUUUCCAUUUAAUUCUUCAAACAAUGGAAAGUUGCACAUCGUGUCCAGGUCAGCUAUAACUAGCCUGAAUGCCCGCUGAUACUAUGGUGUUGCCGCAAACUAUGAUAUCUGGACUUUCGGUGCGCGGCUGUCCUAGAGGUUACAGUGUGUCCACUUAGGAACACUUUAUCAUAUUCGAAAUUCGGGCAAUAUCAAUCUUAUGUCUCUGAGUAAACAAAAGGCAGCGUCGGAACUUAUUGCCGAGGGCGAUGGAGCAGCUACGGCCUCCUCCCGCCGGACUGUCCAGCGUCCCGGAGCCUCGUCCAAAAAGUCCAGCGGUACGCGUAAUGCUGGAGGAGACAACACGGGCGCCAUCGUGAUCUCGUUACUGCUCGCAGCUGCAGCAAUUGCAGCGACCUACUGGGCCACCACCGGCAGCACCCAAACGCGUCCUGCACCCCCUAACACGGCCCUCCGGGAUAUCGCUCGGCAGCUGCUGCAUCCCAGCAAGGGCAUUCUUGCGGCCGAUGAAAGCCCGGCCACCUUUGGGAAGCUACUGGGCAAGGGCGUUCCUAACACGCUCGCUGUACGGCGGCAAUGGCGCCAUGCAGUCCUUUCGGCUCCCGGACUAGAGGACCACAUCUCAGGCCUGAUCCUCCAUGAGGAGACGUUCAUCCACGGUGGCCCGGAUGUUCAGUCGGCAGCCUCUCGCGGCAUAGCUGUGGGUAUCAAGCUGGACGAGGGGACAGUGCCGCUGCAGCCCAAGAAAGCGGGGGAGCGAUCGACACGGGGGCUUGAGGGGCUUGCCGCGCGCUGCACGCGCUUUCGCGAACGCGGCGGUGCCGUAUUUGCAAAAUGGCGUGCCGUAUUCCGCGUGGGUCGCCACACACCCAGCUGCGGCGCCAUCCGCCGCAACGCCGCUGAUCUGGCGGCUUUCGCGGCGGCGGCUCAGACCUGCGGCCUGCUGCCCAUCCUGGAGCCCGAGGUGCUGGCGGAAGGAGAUCACGACCUGCAGCGCGCCGCAGCGGCAGCAGCACGGGUUCUUCGUGGUGUGUUUCGUGCGCUACGGCGUCAGCCCGACGUGGAUCCCGGGGGCUUGCUGCUCAAGGUGGCGUUUGUGACUCCUGGUCAGCAGGCUGCCGUACAGGCAGAGCCGGACCAGGUCGCCAACGCCACGCUACGCGUAUUGCUACGGACCGUCCCACGGGUCGUUCCCGGUAUCGUGUUCCUGUCCGGCGGCCAGGGUGAGGCGGCCACGACCGCCAACCUGCUGGCAAUUAGCCGGCUGGCUCAGGAGCGGAUGCUGGCAGGGAAGCAACCCCUGCCCUGGGCGCUGUCAUUUUCGUUCGGUCGAGCACUGCAGAGCUCAGCGCUAAUAGCCUGGCAGCGGGGCGACGUGGCAGAGGCUCAAGCGCUGCUCAAAACACGAGCGGAGGUCAACGCGAUGGCGCAGCAGGGCCAACAGAAGGUUGUCGUUGGGACGUUGACCGAGGCCUUCUCCCCCGCACCGCCGCCGGGAGGCGGGUUGACUGGCAGAGUCGGGGACUCGGGGUCGCGGGGCGGGUAGGCGGAGUGUGCUGCAUGUCCGCUGCGGGGGAGUACUGUCUUGUGGCGAGAUGGAUUGUCGGAUGAAAUCGGAUAACAGACAAGCUUGCUGCUUCGUGGGGGAGGGGCCACGUAUUUUGGCUUGUAGGGAGAUUCGUGUUUGACUGGCAUGCUCGCCCAGGUUAUGCGCGCGCUGAGACGUGCUAUCAAGUGUGGACCGGCUGUUGGAGGAUUUUGUUGUCGGUACCCACGCCGAAGGCCUGCCGGUGGGAAGGGGACAGGAGAACGCGAUGGCCAUGCUGAAUGACGCUUUGCAUAGAUGGAUUAUGUAUGUUUGACGGCAAGUACGCACCAUGUCCGCGGUCUCCAUGACGCAGUAACCGAUGACGAUGCCAGCAACAAUGCCCAGGACAACCUGCGCGGCAGAGGCAUCGAGUAGCUCUGCAGCGGCAGUUGCGAGCAAGCGGAGUGAAGCAACUCCUUGGCGCACCAUGAGAAUCUUCUCCAGGAUAGAAACGCCCAAUGACUGGGAUGCUUUGCCCAUUGUCCGAUCAACGCUUAAUGCGGUUGUAAUUUAAGUCG